Nomia melanderi (Alkali bee) is the source of this 5017-nucleotide messenger RNA. The record is from RefSeq and is a predicted model, not a curated record. Lineage: Eukaryota; Metazoa; Arthropoda; Insecta; Hymenoptera; Halictidae.
ACGUCGCGGCACCACGUGCGCGGCCCGUGAUCCUUCGACCCGAUCCGCGACGGUUCCCCGAGUUCGGUGAUCUCUAACCAGGAAUAUCUCGAUCGACCCCGCGCAGAACGAUCGAUCUCCUCCUUUCUUACUCAAAGUGACUGGUGAUUUGUGAUACGAAACGGGAGCAAUUGUGUGAGAAGCUUCGGAGCCCGGGAUCAUUGGGAAGGAGGCGCGGCUGUCUCCGUGUCAGUCAGCCAGACACCCACCCCCGUUUGAUGAAGUCAAGGAUAACAGGCUACAAAUAGGAUACGCGACGGCGGGACGGGGAGCCGACAACAGCUCUGGGCGUAGUCGGGGUUAACGAUGAGCGGAUCGAGACGAGCCGGCCAAGGAGCGGCGCGAUAAUAAUAACAUGUGGACGACGUGGCCGCGUACGAGGCGCAAGUGGCGUGGGUCGCCGCGUAGCGAGCACGGUGCCCGCGGCAGCCGCGACGGAUUCCGUUUCAUCUACUCCGUGGUGUUGGCCGCGUGCAUGGCGGCGCAGGAAGCGAGGAGUGCCAAGUGUCCGCCGCCGGACACGAUACCCGGCUGUCCCUGCUACAAUUUCGAGGACGGCCUGUUCCUGGAAUGCGCCGGGACCACCGAGGAGUCCCUCAGGAGCGCUUUGUCCGGCGUGAUACACGCCGCCGAGGGAGAAGGAGCGGUAGUACAGUCCCUGAGCGUCUACGAGCUAGACAGAAAAGUGGAGGAGCUCCGUGCAGCCGCGUUUCCGGCCGGCUCGCAGAUCAGGCACCUGCAGAUCUCUCACUCGGCGAUCCGCGAGAUCAGCGAGGACGCGUUCAAACGCCUAAGCAAGAGCCUGGAAUCCCUGGGACUAGUUUCAGGCCGCCUAGCACACGUGCCACAAAAAGCAAUGGCCACUUUGAGCUAUUUGAAAGCCUUGGAUCUGGAAGCAAACCUGGUGCACGAGCUACCUAGCUACAGCUUCUACGGAUUGUCGUUGAUAAAGCUGAACCUGAAAGGCAAUCAGAUAGUUAAAAUCUCGGAGUACGCAUUCGCUGGCCUAGAGGACACUCUAACUGACCUGGACCUGGCGGAGAACAAGAUCAGAGUGUUCCCGAUGACGUCUCUCAGACGACUGGAACACCUAACCUCGUUGAGGCUCGCCUGGAACGAGGUGUCCGAGCUGCCGGAAGACGGCUACUCCCGUCUGGACGCGUUGAACUUCCUCGAUCUCAGCAGCAACAACUUCAAGAAGAUCCCUCUGAACUGCUUCCGGUGUUGUCCGUCCCUGAAGAUACUCUCGUUGUACUACAACGCCGUCGAGUUCGUCGACAAGGACGCGUUCAUCUCGUUGAUCGACCUGGAGUCCAUCGAUCUCAGUCACAACAAGAUCGUUUCCCUGGACGUUUCCACGUUCAGAGCGAACCAGAGGCUCAGGUCGAUCGAUCUCAGCCAUAAUCACAUACACUACAUACGCGGUGUGUUCUCCAAGCUGCCUGAACUGAAGGAGCUCUUCCUAGCUGAGAACAACAUACUCGAGAUACCAGCGGAGACUUUCGCCGGCAGCAGCAGUCUAUCCGUGGUCUAUCUUCAGCAGAACGCUAUCAGAAGGAUCGACGCCAGAGGUUUAGCUACCCUGAGUCAGCUCGCUCAGUUGCACCUCAGCGGCAAUUACAUCGAGAAGGUUCCCAGAGACUUUCUCGAGCACUGCGAGAACCUCUCCACGCUCUCGUUGGAUGGUAACAACAUUCGGGAGCUGGAAGUGGACACUUUCGCCAAGGCGAAGUCAUUGAGGGAGCUAAGACUGCAGGACAACCAGAUCACCGAGGUGAAGCGCGGCGUGUUCGCGCCGCUGCCGUCCCUGCUGGAGCUUCAUUUGCAGAACAACGCGAUCUCCGACAUAGAGACAGGCGCGCUGAGGUCUCUGCACAGCUUGCAGCACGUGAACCUCCAAGGCAAUCUGCUCGCAGUGCUGGGAGACGUGUUCCAAGUGUCGAACGACGUUGGUCAAAACGGGAACAGCGGCAGCUCGCUCGUCUCCAUUCAACUGGACAACAACGGACUCGGCGUGCUUCACAAUGACUCUUUGAGGGGCCAGGCGUCGGUCAGGAUCAUGUGGCUGGGUCACAACAGGCUGACUCGCCUGCAGGCGCCGUUGUUCAGGGACCUUCUGCUCGUCGAAAGACUGUACCUGACGAACAACUCGAUAUCGCGGAUAGAAGACACCGCGUUCCAACCGAUGCAGGCGCUCAAGUUUCUCGAGUUAAGUAUGAACAGACUCAGCCACGUCACCAUAAGGACUUUCUCCGAGUUGCACGAACUGGAGGAGCUCUACCUGCAGGACAACGGACUGAGUCACUUAGAUCCUUACGCUCUGACUGCUCUCAAACGCUUGAGAGUCCUCGAUCUGGCGAACAACCAUCUGAACGUGCUGCACGAUAAGAUCUUCCAAGAGGGGCUGCCGAUCAGAACGCUGAAUCUGAAAAACUGCUGCGUCAGCGUCAUCGAGAACGGCGCGUUCCGAGGGCUGAACAACCUCUACGAGCUGAAUCUGGAGCACAAUCAUCUCACUGCCUCCGCUUUAGAUCGCUUGGACAUCCCCGGCUUGAGAAUACUGAGGAUAUCUUACAACAACUUCAGUCAGAUCAACGCGAACUCCUUAGACGGGCUGCCCUCCCUCCAGCACCUAGCCAUGGAGUCCUCUCAGCUGCACAUAAUGCCGCCGGAGAUAUUCUCGAAGAACAAAAACCUGGGGAAACUAUUGCUGAGCAACAAUCUCCUGAAAAUGCUGCCUGGUCUGCUGUUCUUAGGACUGGAAACCUUGAAGGAGGUGAAGCUCGAUGGGAAUCGCUUCCAAGUGAUCCCCUACGAAGUCUUCACGAACGCCACCACCGUGGAAUUCUUGUCUCUAGCGAAUAACGUGAUCUUGAACGUGGACAUGUCGAGGCUGGUCGGAUUGGCCAGCCUGAGGGAGCUAGAUCUAAGAGGCAACUACAUCAUGACGCUCUCCGGCUUCGCCGGAGUGAACCUGUCCAGGCUGAUCUCCGUAGAUCUGAGCCACAAUCAUCUGACCGCUCUGCCAGCGAACUUCUUCGCCAGAUCGAACCUGCUGCGAAAGGUCGAACUGGCGGCCAACAAGUUCCAUCAGAUACCGGCGGUGGCAUUGUCAGCGCAGAACAUACCUAACCUGGCUUGGCUGAACGUCACGGCGAAUCCCUUGGUCAGGAUACACGAGAUCAGCUCGGACGCCAGGUAUCCGGCUCUCCAGGAGAUCCAUAUAUCGGGGACUAACCUGACUAUAGUGACCAGCCGGGAUUUCGAGGCGUUCCCUGCGCUGAUGCAUCUGUUCAUGGGCAACAAUAUGAUCUCCAGGGUGUCUCCCAGCGCGUUUCACAGUUUGCUGGAGCUGUUGACUUUGGACUUAAGCAUGAACGAGCUGGAACUGCUGCCGCAGGAGAGGCUGAAGGGACUGGAGCAUCUGAGGUUGCUGAAUCUCACGCACAAUCGAUUGAAGGAGCUCGAAGAUUUCCCGCCAGACCUGAAGGCGCUCCAGGUGCUGGAUCUAUCGUAUAAUCAGAUCACCGGCGUCGGCAAGAGCACGUUCCAGCAUCUUGAGAACUUGGCUGAACUCCACCUGUACGGUAACUGGAUAUCUUCGAUCUCGCCGGACGCGUUCAAGCCGCUGAAGAAACUGAGGAUCCUGGAUCUCAGUCGGAACUACUUGGCGAAUCUGCCGUUGAACGCGUUCCGGCCCCUCGAGACACAGAUUAGGAGCCUUCGGGCUGAAGAUCAGGGCAAGGAUCCUCGAGCCAAGCUCCCGCUCCACGAAGCUGUUCAAGCUGUCCGCGAACACGCACUACCGUAUCUGCGUGUUCAGCCUAGGCAACUGGAUGUCCCAGCACCUGGAGGAGGACACGAUGGACCAGUUCAACUUCUCCAACCACGAGACGUUCGAGUCGGUGUCGGACGUGCAGAUGACAGACACGUCGACCAGCCGUUGCACGGAAGUGAAGACGCUAGAAGCGCCGGAAGCCGUGAUAAGCAGCGACGGCACCUCAAUGGGCGACGUCGGCAGCGUGAGCAGCUUCCUGACCAGGCGUCUAGGCCUGAUAGUCGGCUGCUGCAUGGGGUUCGUGGUGUUCCUGCUGCUAGUGUCCGUCCUAGGCUACCUGAAGGUGAAGAAGCAGAGGGAGACGGUGAAGAGGGAGCAACCGAUCCCGCCGGAGUACAUCUCGUACAGGCACUUCAGCAUACAGAGCGGAGAAGCCGGCCACGCGGCCAGGCAAGCCAGCCAGGAGGGCCACAACGCGAAUUUCAUCAACAGCAUGGGCAACACGAACCUGAACGUAUGAGACAAGCCAAAAAACUCCCGACUCGUGGAGGUUUCGAACGUUUGAGCGGACACCGUGGCGAGAAACCCAUGGUUCCAGCGGCAAACGCGAAACACACCCGACUCGCGGUAGUUUACCAAAGCGGACAGGAAAAUCUGAAGCCAAUAACACCUCCCGAAGAGGAUUGUAAGCUGAAUUCUAAUGAAGCCGAGACGAGGUUCCUCGGUUUCGAAACGAAAUCAUCGCACGGUCCACCGGCGGCGAUGAACUCGAGGCGAACUCGACGCGGUGCGCGUGUGGAAGUGCGACGAUCUGCGGACAAUUCGCGGCGUUUUAUAUGUGAUUUUCUACGAAUCUUACCUAGCACUCGGCCACGAACGGCGGUCCAGCGCGAGAGGAAGCUGGCUGACAGUGAGGGAUCGGGGAAAGGACCCGGGAAACGAGGGACAGCGCGUUCUCCGAGCGAUUUACGAGCGAGAAACGUAGAUACGCCGCGCAGAAGGUGGUAUUGUGUUUUCGAAAUGGCUCGGGAAACCGCUGGACAAUGGCCAGCGCCGAGUUCUUGAAUUUCCUGAUAUCGGCCGACGGGACGAUGAUGGAUCGCCCCGGAACGUUUCAGGCCGAGUCCCGGCUCGCUCGAACGAACUUUUAGGCGAAUUUUCGACGACUCUUCAUCUAGCGAACGUAGUUCAAUUUAUAGG